AUGAGAAUCAAGAUCGAAACCGAUAGCGAGAUCCAGAAUCUGAUCACAUUGAACCGACUGGACGAGAUAUUGGUGGCGAAAUCCGAGGAUCCGGCGCUCAGGAUCGAGCGGAUCCGACAAGCACAGGACGAGGAAGCGUGGAUCCGCGGUUUGAAUAUUACGAGAUCUGACACAGGAAGAGGCCAGUUCUUGCGGAUCCCCAUGAAUUUCGAAGUGGAUCAGCAUUAUUUCCUUUUCUAUUGCCCUACUACGAACGAAUCAGCUGCGGAUCGAAACAACCAGAUGCGACUGGUAUUAACUGAAACGUUGAAUCAAGAUGUUCUACACCACUAUCAUACCAGCCUCCAAGGUGGACAUCAGGGGAUCAGCCGUACUUACGAUCGGAUCCGGGAUCGUUUUCACUGGAGAGGAUUGUAUAAGAGCGUGCAAAGUUAUGUCGGUGAGUGUGCCGACUGCGAGACCGGAAAAGGACGACAUCGGAUCCAGGGCGAAUCGCCGGUUAAUCUUCAACCGCUUUAUCUAUUCCAGAUCAUCGAUAUGGAUCACCUCCCCUCAUUGUCCAGCUCUUAUAAAGGUAACACUGAGUGGUUGGUCUUCGAGAAUUUCUUUUCUGGUUAUCUCAAAGCAAACUCG
Phytophthora megakarya is the source of this 633-nucleotide messenger RNA. The record is from the annotation of a GenBank genome assembly. NCBI's taxonomy places the organism in Eukaryota, Oomycota, Peronosporomycetes, Peronosporales, Peronosporaceae.